This is a messenger RNA of Porites evermanni, 2272 nucleotides long. The record is from the annotation of a GenBank genome assembly. Lineage: Eukaryota; Metazoa; Cnidaria; Anthozoa; Scleractinia; Poritidae.
AUGGCUGCGAUUCUCGCAAAAGAAGGCCACUACUUGGCUACAAUGGAAGCAUUUCUAAGUUCCUUGGAAGCAGCCGAAAAGAGGUUUGACUUCGUUGAAGAGAUGGUAGCCCACGUCAUGAAAAAUAUGUUCAAAGGUGGCCGUAAUGCUACGGUAGUUUCGAAAACGAAGCACUCGAAAACGAAGACCGAAGCACGAAGCACCCAAAUCUCGAAAACGAAGCACCCUAGAUCGAAAACGAAGCACCCUAGAUCGAAAACGAAGCACCCAAAACUCGAAAACGAAGCACCCAAAAACUCGACACCGGUCUGUCCUUUAUAAACACGAGACCAAUGUAAAUACAGCAGAAAUCAAGCGCGAUAACGAGUAUUGGAUAACGAAUCGAAUGCAGUUGAAAUCUACUCAAGUUGUAAAUGCAUUUCCGCCGCUGCGUGGGAGGCCCGGUGGGAGGCUAUGUUUUGGACGUGAUCAGAAAACUGAGAACGCCCAAACUAUUUCUAGAAUAUUACUGUAUUGCCGUAUUACUGUAUUGCAAGUAUCCCCGUACAAAAUGAUGAGCGUUUUCUAUUCCAUUCCUCGUUAAAGGCCAUUUGCAAAUUAGUGUAGUUAAGGGUGGAUCGGUGGCAUAAAAAGCAUAUCUUCAGGCUUCGCCCCACCGACCUCCUUCUCAGUAGCUUAACUCUCCUUUUUUUAUUCGCUCCUUUUAUUUCAAAAUUCUCCUGUUCCCCACCAUAGAGCCUGAUCCCAGGCUAUUACCCUAGAAAAAAUUCUGCCUGGAUCUGAUCUGAUCUGAUCACGCAGUGUCAAAAAUAUCCGAUAUGGUAGACUGCAAAACAGUGGUUUUUUUUCUCAAAAUCAGUAAAGAAGUCGGUAAAGCGUGGCGUAAGAGUAAUACGCGCGAGCCUCACACUCCGUUUCCAGCCUCGUUUCAGACCUUUUGUGUUACUGCUCACGCGUACUUGAAUACGCCAAAAUCUGCUGACGGACAGUUUUUCAAGUCUACAUAAACAUGCAUGUGUACCGAAAAAACGCAUAUUAAGGUAAGAUGUAUCAAGUAUAGCGAGACCAAUAAUAAAAUUAAUACACUAUAUCCCAUCUAGAAACGUUCAGUUAAACAGUUGGCAGGCUCUUAUAAAACCUUUGGGUGGAUUUUGUGGACCUUUGGAGGUGCGGACGCAUCCGCUGCCUCCACCUGAUUCGGAUUGCGUCAUGCAAGACGUACAGCCUACAGUGGUUUCGAGUUUUGGGUACUUCGUUUUCGAGAUUUGAGUGCUUCGUUUUCGAGAUUUUGGGGUCUUCGUUUUCGAUCUAGGGUGCUUCGUUUUCGAGAUAGGGUGCUUCGUUUUCGAUCUAGGGUGCUUCCUUUUCGAGUUUUGGGUGCUUCGUUUUCGAAGGUUUAGGGUGCUUCGUUUUCGAGAUUUAGGGUGCUUCGUUUUCGAGAUUUGGGUGCUUCGUUUUCGAGUUUUGGGUGCUUCGUUUUCGAGUUUUGGGUGCUUCGUGCUUCGGUCUUCGUUUUCGAGUGCUUCGUUUUCGAAACUACCGUAAUGCUACCCCGUUGUUGCGUGUUCUUGGAGUUGGGAGUGGUGAUGGGCAAAUUGAUUUAAGAAUUCUGGAUGUCAUUUCAUCGGCGAUAGGAUGUUCUAAGAUACACGCCACCAUUUUAGAGCCUGAUGUUGAAUUAAUGGCGAGAUUCAGGUCGCGUGUUUCACCGUCUCCCGAGAAACUCGAGGGAAAGGCUACCUUCGAGUGGCAUGAGAUGACCUUAGAGAAAUUCAUGGAGUCUAGCCCUCAGAUCCAACAGUUUGACCUCAUUCAUUUCGUGGCAUCGCUGUACUACAUGGAUGCUGAACAAGCUCUAAGAAACUGUUACUCGAGACUUGCCCCAGGUGGAGCCAUCUUCUGUACUUUAGUUGCCGAGGAGUCUUUCUUCUCAAAGUUGGCAAGAAAAUUGAAAGGUAAAAUUAACUUGGGUUCGAUUAACAAGUUUUACACCGAAGUGGAUAUUGAGAGCAUUUCUAAGAGGAACAACUGGAACUAUGAAGAAUUAAAGAAAUGCAGCUCUGAUGCAGAUAUAACCAGCUGUUUUGAUCACUCGUCUACAGCAGGGGGUCUUCUCCUGGACUUCUUAACCCACUGCCAAGAUUUUAGAGGCACAGUGGAUAAAAUGUUGUUUAAAGAAGUGAUGAAUUUUUUGGAGGAACAGUCCUUUACUGACGAUAGUGGAAGGAAAAUAAUAAAACCUCAACGUAUUGCAGCUGUAAUUUACAAAUAA